CCCCGCAGCUCAAGGUCGCUCUGUGGGGCCGGUUCGGGCGCGCACCUUGUCUCUUGGCGAACUCGCCGGCGACAUGGUGGGGUACACGCCGGAUGAGAAGCUGCGGCUACAGCAGCUGCGGGAGCUGAGGAGGCGAUGGCUGAAGGACCAGGAGCUGAGCGCCCGGGAGCCCGUGUUGCCCCCGCGCAGGAUGUGGCCGCUGGAGCAAUUCUGGAAUAACUUUUUGCGAGACGGGGCCCCGUGGAAGAACAUGAUCUUUAAGGCGUACCGGUCCAGUCUCUUCACUGUUUCUCAUGUGCUUGUACCUCUCUGGUUUAUUCACUAUUAUGUCAAGUAUCAUUUGGCUACAAAACCAUAUGCCAUUGUUGAAAAGAAGCAAAGAAUAUUCCCAGGUGAUACAAUUCUGGAGACUGGAGAAGUGAUUCCACCAAUGAAAGAUUUUCCUGAUCAACAUCACUGAAGAGCGCCUACAAAUGUAAAAGACUUGUGUAACGGCACAAGUAUGUUCCUAAAGAGCUGUAUUUACUGAAUCUGCUUCCUGGAAAAGUAACUAAUAAAGCUUAUUCCCGGAG
Messenger RNA from Acomys russatus (golden spiny mouse), 572 nucleotides. RefSeq names its product NADH:ubiquinone oxidoreductase subunit B6 (gene Ndufb6). Gene Ontology annotation, biological process: mitochondrial ATP synthesis coupled electron transport; mitochondrial electron transport, NADH to ubiquinone. The record is from RefSeq and is a predicted model, not a curated record. The transcript is spliced from 4 exons. The coding region runs from base 74 to 460 and encodes 128 amino acids. NCBI's taxonomy places the organism in Eukaryota, Metazoa, Chordata, Mammalia, Rodentia, Muridae.